Molecule: messenger RNA, 2499 nt
Organism: Elephantulus edwardii (Cape elephant shrew)
Lineage: Eukaryota; Metazoa; Chordata; Mammalia; Macroscelidea; Macroscelididae
Gene: SHROOM1
Product: shroom family member 1
Exons: 7
Coding region: 1-2499 (832 amino acids)
Biological process (GO): cell morphogenesis; actin filament bundle assembly
Cellular component (GO): adherens junction; apical junction complex; apical plasma membrane
Molecular function (GO): actin filament binding
Source: RefSeq, a predicted model, not a curated record
AUGGAUGCUCUGGGCCCCAGGAGCGAGAGCGCCUCCCCAGCCUCCUCCACUCAAAGCUUGGACUUGAGGCGCCUGUCGGUGCGCGCUGACUCGGCCUACAGCUCCUUCUCCGCCGCCUCGGUGGGUCCAGAGCCGCGCACGCCGUCGCCGGAGGACUCGGAACCUUACCUAGACUGGGACUACGUGCGCGUGGUGUGGGGCGGCCCGGCCCGCGCCCCUCCGGCCUCUGGCCCUCGCGCGUGCCAGCGGCCCCUGCCGCCGGCGGCCACACUCUGCAGGCCGUGCCCUCCUGAGGCUCAGGGGCCCCCGGGUCUGCUCAGCAGGCAGGCCACCCCGCUGCUGUACGCGCUGGCGGCGGAGGCCGAGGCUGCGGCACGGACAGCGGAGCCGCCCAGCCCACCAGCCUCGCGGGCCGCCUACCGCCAGCGGCUGCAGGGCGCGCAGCGGCGGGUGCUCAGGGAGACGUCCUUCCAGCGCAAGGAGUUCCGCAUGAGCCUGCCCGCCCGCCUGCGCCCCGCUGCGCCCGCGCGGCCCUCCACGGCGCACCCGCGCUCAGCCUCGCUCAGUCACCCCCUGGGGGAGGCGGAACGGGCGCACUCUCGCGCUCCCACGCGGGAAACCGCCUCUCGGGGAUGCCUCGCCAGCCAACAGCGUGAGUGGUGCUUGUCUGAGCCAGGAAAGCUGGAUCGUAUGGGUCAGGGCACUGGGCCCCCAGCAGCAUGUCCCAGUGAGGCUCGUCCUGGCUCUGGUCUCAUGCAGCCCAAGCCCCAGGAUCUACAGCAUGGGGCUGAACUCGAAGGCCGCCAGAUGGGAUGGCUGCCCGGGAUCCAGCGCCGAGGCACAGCUGAUCCUGACCGUGGAUCUUUGAAGGUCCGCGAGGCUUACAAGCCUGUCAUUCGGAGUCAUGGCACUUCAAGCGAAGCCUUGGGCCAUUGGGGAGGCCCCGAUGGGGUCCUACCCUUUGUCCAGGCCAUCCCUCAAGGAGCAGGAUUGCCCAGGCCAUUGUGUCAGACCAAAGAUUCCAGGUUUCUGUCUCAGGAGGUGGUCGCAAUGGCCUGUCCUGCAAAAGGGCCCCAGGACAGCCCUGCUGACUGUGAGCAGAAGACCUGCAUCAGGUCGGCCCAGCUGCCCUCCCUGCGUGAUGAUGACGUUUUCCUGGAAGAAGUCCCCCUGGUUGGAAUAAGAGUACAUCAGGAUGCUAGUGGCCCCCAGGGGCUCCUAACCAGUGUCCAUGCUUCAGAUCAACACUAUGGAACUUGCCUGAACCAGAGGGCUGGCCAGGCUAUAAACAUCCCAGAAUCCCCUCUCCACGGGUACCCCGAGACUUCAGGGACAGACAACUGCUGGCAGAGGGUGAAUGGUUGUGUGGGUGAUUCCAGGAUCACACGCUUUAACCCCUCUGGAACUGCAAAUGGUGACAUGCCAACCACUGACCCCCCCAGACUGCUCAGCAGUGACCCUCCUGCAGCUGCAGAAAAUGACCCCCUGAAACCUCUUCCAGCUAAUGCCCUGGGACCUCCAGGCAGUGACACCCCAGCAUCUCCUGAUCAUACUGACCUGGCCUGGGGGACUGGAAAAUCUAGUUCCAGACCAACAUGGUCCAGUCAGCACCUCGAGGAGCUAGUGCAGGAGCUGGCCAAACUGGAUCCUUCUCUGAGUGAUGCUCUUGCCCCUCGUCCCAGCCCAGAGCCUCCCCUGGAUGUACUGGAAGGACUGAUUCCUUUAGCUGAGGUCUGGUCUGCAAUGGGGACAGCCUGUGGAGAAGCUGGAAAGGGACCUACUGAGCCAGGGUCCUGUCUGCUCAGCUCUGCCCAGCUCCCAUUGAUUUCUCAGAAGGAGGCAAAGCCUGAAAUCUCUAUCAUACACCCUAUACCUGACCAGCUGUGUGAUCAGGAGCUGCCUGAACCAACCAACAGCAUCCAGGCCAAGAAAGUGGAACUUGCUGACCUCCUCCAAAAAAUGCUGCAGGACCUUCAGGCAGAACAGGAGCGGCUGAGGGCUGAGGCUCAGACUUGUGCUAGGCACAAGGUGGCUCUAGAGUCUGUGAUGGAUCGGGCCUGCACACCCCAGGAAGUGGAGCGCUUCAGCAGGUUCAUGGCUGACCUGGAACGAGUGAUGGGCCUUCUGCUACUGCUGGGCAGCCGCCUGGUCCGCGUGCGUUGUGCCCUGAGCCGAGCAUGCAUAAACGGGGACCCUGAUGAGCAGGCCUCUCUGCUGCAGAGACUCAGGCUCCUGCAGCAGCAGCAGGAAGAUGCCAAGGAACUGAAGGAGCACGUGGCCCGGCGGGAGCGAGCCCUGCGCGAGGUGCUGGUGCAGAGGUUGUCCGCUAAAGAGCUCCACUCCUACCGCAGCCUGUUGGCUGCAAAGGCCGCUGUCUUGGCCCAGCAGCGCAGCCUGGAUGAGCGGGUCCGCCUCCUCCAGGAUCAGCUGGAUGCCAUCAGGAGUGACCUCGGCCCUUGCUUCCUGCCUUCCAGGCCAGCCUGGCCUCCAGGGACUUGA